UUUUUCAUUUCAUAGCUUAGUAUUAAAUAAUCAAUAUGUCGCUUUACACGUAUUUUUUGUUGUGUUUUGUAACCUUUAUAUGUGUUGAAGGUGAAAAUAAUGAAUCAAAGCUAGUAAAAACUUCACAAGGUAGCGUGCGUGGAUACAAGGAACCUGACACAAAUGUCUUCGUCUUCUAUGGCAUACCUUACGGUACAGCUCCAACUGGCAUAUUUAAGUUUCAGGCCCCGUUACCGCCGCCGGCAUGGCUUCAACCCUUUGAAGCUACUAAUAGAAACAUCAUUUGCCCUCAAGCACGUACCCCAUCACUCAAUCUGGAAAAUAAGAAGAUGCAAGAAGAUUGUCUCAUUGCAAACGUAUAUAUUCCUGAUACUCAAGAAAAGAACUUGCCAGUGGUAGUUUAUAUACAUGGUGGAUCUUUCCAAGUAGGUUAUGGCGAUAUGACGCCACCUACAAAAUUUGUAUCUCAGAAAAAUAUUAUUGGUGUCACAUUUAACUACCGACUUGGAGUUAAUGGAUUUUUGUGCUUGGGUACGUUAGGAGCUCCUGGUAAUGCGGGUAUGAAGGACCAAGUUGAACUCUUACGCUGGGUUAAAAGAAAUAUUGCUAACUUUGGCGGAAACCCGGACGAUAUUACCAUUGUCGGCUGUAACGCGGGAGCAAUUUCAGCGGAGUUACUCAUAUUGUCCAAGUCUACCAAAAAUUUAUUUCAUAAAAUGAUAUUAGCAUACGGUCCUAAUAAUGGCUUCAUUGCAAUGCAAACCGAUCCAUUAGAGACAGCUAAAGUAUUUGCUAAAUCUCUAAAUUUUACUAAUGUGGAUAAUGUAUACGCUUUGGAAGACAUGUAUAAAGAAAUCUCCAUGGAAUUAUUAACUAAAGAGAUGUUUAACGAUAAGACCAAUUUUGCUAACAGGUUUACUCCAUGCGUAGAGCGAGAUACGAAAGAAGAUUACGUAUUCUUAGAUGACGCCCCAGUCAAUAUUAUAAAACGAGGAAAAUAUCGUAAGAUUCCAAUAUUAUAUGGGUUCGAUGAUACAGACGGUUUAUUGCAGAAGUCGGACUUUGAUAUUUUGCAUGAAAGAAUGAAUACCAAUUUCUAUGAAUUCCUGCCCGUUGAUUUAGAAUUUGAAAGCAAAGACGAGAAAAGACAAGUAGCGAUAAAGAUUAAAGAAUUUUAUUUCGGUGAUAAGCCGAUAAGCAAAGAUAUUAAUGUUUCAAGUGUAAUUGAUUACAUUAGUAACGUAUUAACGACAUAUACUACUUCAAAGACUAUCAGAUUACAUGUCGAAGCAGGUCAUGAUAAAAUAUUUUUGUACAAAUAUACACUCAAGGCCAAACUCCCGGGGGUGCCGUUUACAAACUUAUUAGACGCAACUCAUUGCCGUCAACUAACAGAUGUAUUGGAAGGCGAAGUCAAACAGAAUGGUAACAAUAUUGAUAAAGAGCAUGAAUCUAAUAAAAUCAUAUCUGAGUUGUGGUUCAACUUCAUCAAAACAGGGAAACCAGUGCCAGAAAAUUCUUCGCUGCCGCCAUGGCCACCAGUCGAAGUUGAUAGAUCGUCGUACGUGUCUCUUGGGCAAACUAUAGAAUUAAAACAAGGAGAUUUAAACGACCGAGUACAUUUCUGGGACGCUUUAUACGAGAAGUAUUAUCGAGCACCCAUACCACCACCAAAGCCGCCGAUUCGACACACAGAGUUAUAAGGUAUAUUUAUUAUAUUAACUAUACUUAUUAUGAUAUGCAUAUAUGUAUAAAAGGCUCCAAAUCUUAAACUUCAUCUAGGAGGCAUUUUUUUUUGUAAAUUAAAUCUUUUCACUUACAAAAAUAAAAAAUAUCCAAUAAAUAAAAAAUGAGUGAUGUUAAUUGUAUAGGUACAUUUCCUCGAAAUUGUCAAUAUUUAAAUAUUAUAAGUAAAAAAAAUAUUGCAUAUUUUUUGUUAUAGUUAAAAGUCUACCUUAUGUCAAUACGUUAAGUAAGUUAUGAUUCAGUAAAAAAUUAUCGAGGUUGUAAAAGCCAUUGUGAUAAGAAAUAAAGACGUUGAUUUUUUUAUUUA
Messenger RNA from Manduca sexta (tobacco hornworm), 2053 nucleotides. Its product is annotated as venom carboxylesterase-6. The coding region runs from base 36 to 1703 and encodes 555 amino acids. The transcript is spliced from 3 exons. Lineage: Eukaryota; Metazoa; Arthropoda; Insecta; Lepidoptera; Sphingidae. The record is from RefSeq and is a predicted model, not a curated record.